GCCCGAGCUCACCAAGCCUCUCUGUUCCCCUGCUCCACCUCUCCGUCCGUCCUCUGCUGUCAAGCAACCGCCCCAACUCCGGCAAGCAACCUCAGCCCAAAGAGAGGAGCAAGAUGGAGGUGGAGAUGCAGCUGGACGACGACCUCUUCUUCGCGGAGCUCAGCAAGCGGAUUUCCCUCCUCAUCACCGACGACGACGAGGCCGACUUCGCUGCCUCGCAGUUCCCCGCCGCCGUCCACCUCCCGCCGGGUUUCUCCAUGUCCAUGGCGCCCCAUGUGCCGUCGAUGUUGGCGCCACCGGCCUACACGCUGUUCCACCACGCCGCAAGCUACGGCGCCAACCACAGCGCCGGCGACGCCGGGAGAACGUGGCAGCAGCAGCAGCAUCAGCAACCUCAGCAGCAGAAGCAACAACAGUGCGGCAGCAAGGGCACCGGCGUCUUCAUCCCCCGGUCCACGCCCGGCUCCGCGCACCCCAAGAGGAAGGGCCGGAACUGGAGCGGCUCCAAGGCCGCCGCCCACAAGGCCAAGGCCCAGGCCCAGGCCGACGCCGGCGUCGCCGCGGGCGCGCCCACCAAAAGGCGCGCCUGAAAACCUGCUCCGAAAAAUGCACCCUAAAAAUCAAAAAAUGGCCGACUAAUUAAGUAGCUCCAGAUGCAGGCGCUGGGUUCUCAAAUGGGGAUUGGAUUAAUUACAUUAAAUUAAUAUGCUUAAUUGUGUAUUACCACCACUACUACUGUUAUAAUAUGGUAAGUAAAUAAGCCAUUGUUGCUCCCAGGGCUAGUUAAAUGUGUAAUGUGAGCCCUAGGGAUGCAUGCACGCAGGGGGAGGGAGGGACCGGGGGCACGCCACGCCAAUAAUAAGCGGCGGAGCACGUAGUAUUUUAGGGUACUACCGCCUCCUGCCCCCACCAUGGAGUGGAACUGUAUGUAUAGUAAGGCUGGCGUGCAUGUGGCGGUGCCGUGGCGGCUCCCUCGGCUGGGCUGAUUUUUGUAAUCUCUACUCUAUUCUUUUUUCUUCUGUAAGAUUAAUGUACUGCUGCUGCUCCAUUGUUAAAGAAUGCAACGAGUAAUGAUUGAUGUCU
This is a messenger RNA of Triticum dicoccoides, 1083 nucleotides long. RefSeq lists its product as uncharacterized. The record is from RefSeq and is a predicted model, not a curated record. Bases 114 to 590 code for a protein of 158 amino acids. NCBI's taxonomy places the organism in Eukaryota, Viridiplantae, Streptophyta, Magnoliopsida, Poales, Poaceae. The transcript has 2 exons.